AUGGAGAGUGGCACUUUCACCCUGGUCCUCGCUCUGGCCCUGGCUGCACCAGCAGCACCCUGGGAGAGAAAGUGCCAGCUCAGUGGGCUAUGGAGGAACGAUCAGGACUCGCUGAUGGAGAUUUCAGAGCUGAGAAACAACGGGGACUUCCAGGGAAAGUACCUCACAAGGGUCACCCUCUCUGGUGGCUGUGCCCAUGCCUCCCCCCUGAAAGGUGCCCAGCAGCAGCCCAGCGAAGGGGGCUGGCCCACCUUUGCCUUCACCGUCCACUGGGACAAGUUCUCCAAUGCCACUACCGCCUUUGUGGGGCAGUGCUUCGUGGAUGCAGGUGGAAAGGAGACACUGACCACCAUGUGGCUGCUCCGUGAAGCUGUCGGGUCCCUCAAGGAGGACUGGAAAGCCACAAGGGUAGGCAGAAAUGUGUUCACACGCAAACGCACCCCAAAAGGAAAGAUCCUGAUGAGCUUGUCCCCAGCCUGUGAGGAUAUGUCUUCACCACCCCAGUGA
Messenger RNA from Acanthisitta chloris (rifleman), 507 nucleotides. Its product is annotated as avidin-like. Lineage: Eukaryota; Metazoa; Chordata; Aves; Passeriformes; Acanthisittidae. The record is from RefSeq and is a predicted model, not a curated record. Gene Ontology annotation, molecular function: biotin binding. Bases 1 to 507 code for a protein of 168 amino acids. The transcript is spliced from 5 exons.